This is a messenger RNA of Gasterosteus aculeatus aculeatus (three-spined stickleback), 6676 nucleotides long. It is a transcript of the gene dennd4a, whose product is annotated as DENN/MADD domain containing 4A. The record is from RefSeq and is a predicted model, not a curated record. Gene Ontology annotation, biological process: regulation of Rab protein signal transduction. Gene Ontology annotation, cellular component: cytoplasmic vesicle. Gene Ontology annotation, molecular function: protein binding. NCBI's taxonomy places the organism in Eukaryota, Metazoa, Chordata, Actinopteri, Perciformes, Gasterosteidae.
GCUCGAUAAAGCGCUGCUCGCGACUACGCGACCUGUUCGGAUUCAUCCAUUCCACCCUGCAUCAACACAUCAACAGAUAUUUACUUGGAUAGGAAUUCUAUUUGAAUCAACAGAAAUCGUGCUUUGUUUCGACGUCGGUUCGUACUCGACAGACCGUCUUUCCAUCGAUACUCCAAAGUGUUGGAAUGGGAAAUGAUGGAGGAUAAAGGGCCCCGUGUAGCCGAUUACUUCGUGGUUGCCGGCCUCACCGACUUGUCCAAGCCUCUGGAGGAGGAGCUUCACUUUGACGAUGCCGGCCCCAAGUCUGUGCAACCGAAAGCCCCCAUAACCGACGUAGCUGUGGUGAUCCGUUCCCUGGGUGAAGAGGUGCCCCCAGGUUUCACCUGUGUCGAAAGCACCCCCUCCGGCCUCUCUGCGGAGCUCAAUGGAGCCAGCCUCAGGGGGCCGCAGAUAUUCCUGUGCUUCAAACGAGGCAGAGAUAAGCCUCCACUGACAGAUCUUGGGGUUCUGUACGAGUGGAAAGAGAAACUGAAACCCGGAUGUCACAUCGUCCAGACGACGCCCUCAGGUCGCCCCGCCAACGUCAGCAGCUCGUCGUCCCAACGCAUCUACAUCACCUACCGCCGCGCCCCCAAGAGCCAGCCUCACACCUCACUGGCUGUCACUGAUGUCUGCGUCGUCAUCCCCGGCAAGGGGGAAACGCCCCCUCACACCUUCUGCAAGGUCGACAAGAACCUCAACAGCAGCAUGUGGGGAUCCUCAGUCUACGUUUGUUACAAGAAGUCCCUGGCUAAAGCCAACACAAUCGCAUACAAAGCAGGCCUGCUGUGUAGGUACCCUGAAGAGGACUACGAGUCCUUCCCACUGCCUGAGUCCGUGCCUAUGUUCUGCCUGCCCAUGGGGGCAACAGUGGAGUGCUGGCCAGAACACACCAAACACUCCCUGCCUGUGUUUUCCACAUUUGUACUGACGGGUGCGUCUGGUGAAAAGGUGUAUGGAGCUGCCAUCCAAUUUUAUGAGCCUUACUCAGAGGAGAAGCUGUCCGAGCGUCAGUGCUCACAGCUCGGACUGCCAAGUGCUGACGGCACCAGGAGUAUUUACAGCAACAAGAGCAUCUGUCUGCUCUCCCACUGGCCCUUUUUCCAGUCCUUCAGGAGCUUUCUCACUUUCCUCUACAGAUACUCCAUCUCUGGACCACAUGCUCUGCCCAUCGAAAAGCACAUCUCUCACUUCAUGCAAAACGUGCCCUUCCCCUCCACUCAGAGACCACGCAUCCUAGUGCAGCUAUCUCCACAUGACAGCCUGAUACUCAGCCAACCUGUGUCCUCCCCGCUGCCUCUGAGUGGUGGGAGCCUCUCCACUUUACUACUGAAUCUGGGCCCAAAGAACGCAGCCACCCUGCUGGUGUUGGCUGUCACAGAGCACAAGAUCCUGGUUCAUUCCCUGCGUCCCGCUGUGCUCACAAGCGUUACAGAGGCCCUUGUGUCCAUGAUCUUCCCCUUCCACUGGCCGUGCCCGUACAUCCCUCUGUGCCCGCUGGCCCUGGCCGGUGUGCUCAGUGCACCGUGCCCUUUCAUCGUGGGUGUGGACUCCCGAUACUUUGACCUUUACGUCCCCCCAGCGGACAUCAGCUGCGUGGACCUGGACACCAACACAAUCUCCCAAAAAGAUGACAAAAAGGCUCUAACGUGGAAAAUCCUGCCCAGGAGAGCCUGCAAACAUCUUCUUAGUACUCUGAAUAAGCUCUAUCAGCAGCUCACUGAGGGGGGUCAGAUGAACCGUGAGGAUGUUCAGAUGGAGCACACAGUAACCGAAAUGGAGCUGGAUGGUGGGAAGAGCCUCCACACUCUGGAGCUGGAGAUCCAGGAGGCCUUCCUGAGCUUCAUGGCAGCCAUCCUACGAGGCUACCGUUCCUACUUGCUACCCAUCACCCAAGCCCCCUCCGAGAAGACCACCGAUGCCAGUUCCCUCUUUGACAUCCAAGGCUUUGUAAAGAGCAGAGACCGCUCUCACCAGAGGUUCUACUCCCUCAUGACCAAGACUCAGAUGUUCAGCCGUUUCAUAGAGGAGUGCUCCUUUGUCAGUGAUAAGGACGCCAGCCUGGCUUUCUUUGAUGAGUGUGUUGAUAAGCUCUUCACCACUGGAGGCAAGAUGGACAGCGAGCGUCUAGAGGAAACCAGACUGAUCGAACUGGAUGAAUCCCACCGCAGUGAGCACACGGUGUAUGUAAACCCUCCGGAGCUGCCUCCUCUGCCACGGGGAGAAGAGCAUCCUCUGUGCUACAGCUACUCCGAGUUCCCUGUGCUGAAUGCUGAACUGCUGCAGUCGUUGGAGGGUCCAAAGCCUCCAUCAGCAGGCAUGGCCCCACGCCACAGCAGCCCUGCCAGCCCUACGGCUAUCUUUAGGCGCUCCAAACAGGAGAUAAAAUCAGCUCAAAAGAUGGCCAAAACCUAUUCAUCAAUGCCUCAGAUGUGGUCCAAGUGUCUGCUGCGCCACUGCUACGGUCUUUGGUUCAUCUGCCUUCCAGGGUUUGUGGCCACCUGCCACUCGAAGGUGCGCGCCCUGCGUACCGCUUACGAUGUGCUGAGAAAGAUGCAGGACAAUAAGUUGCAGGCUCCAGAUGAGGUGUGCUACCGUGUGCUGCUCCAGCUGUGUGGGCAGUAUAGCCAGCCCGUCCUCGCCGUCAGGGUUUUGUUUGAAAUGAAGAAAGCUGGAGUUCAACCCAACGCAAUCACGUACGGGUACUACAACAAGGCGGUGUUGGAGAGCACCUGGCCCUCCACCACCAGAGGAGGCUACUUUCUGUGGGGAAAACUGAGGAACGUGGUUUUAGGUGUUCUCAAGUUCAAGCACGCUGGGAGAAAACAACCGACUCCGCACAGAGAUCACCAGCUUUCAGAUGGCAGCGAUCUCGACACAGUCAGUCAUGGCAGUUUGGACAGCGCCAAUGAUUCUGCUGAGCGCACUUCAAUCGACACCGACUUCACUAAAAUGGACUCUAGCGACGACGGAUUCAGUACAGGUGGCCAGUCAGACCAAGGCUACGAUUCACUAUCCAAAGAGGAGGAGAGGAUGUGCAGCAGAGAGAGCAACUAUUCGUCGGCGGUGGAAGACAAACGACAGAGGCCGUCCACAGUUGAGGUUCCAAUCAGCAGCAUCUCCCCUCCAGGAAACUUCCAAUCCACAGUUGUCAGUGCUGGCAACAGGCAGGCUUCAAGUCCAUCAAGUGACGUUAUUCUGCGUGGACCUCGGCUCAAGUCGGAAAGGCCAAAAUCUCUGGACUUGUCUGGCGGCCAUGAAAGUCUUAGACUCACCGUCCCGAGCUUUUCAUCCACAAAGCAGCAUCAGGCAACUGCUGACAGACUCCACGGGGUGGAAGAAGAGGAGACGCAGACUGGUAAACAGACACCUUUGAUGGGCAGAAGUAUCAGCUGCGGCGGCGGGACUGUGAGGAGAACGGGUAUUGAUCGGGGCUUAGAUCCGCUGUCGUUGAUGGCGACAGGUGUGCUGCAAGAGGGCGAUCAGGAGAUUAGCGGCCCGCCAACAGCCCGCCGCGACCUCGCGGAGGAAAUCGAGAUGUACAUGCACAAUGGCAGCAGCCCCCUGAGCAGCCGCACAUCCAGUACGAACCUGCAGAACCCUUCAAGCCCGUUGUUUAGACCUGCCUCGUCUCCUCGCGACUCGCCGCGGCCCACCACCACGCCGCACUCCAACGCACAGCUCCCGCUGCCCGCGAAACCCAAGGACAAGCUGAGGCCGUCGCCGUCUCUCCCUCUGGGUCUGUGUACCAAAGACAGGGAGAGGCCUUCCUCUUUGGUUUCACCCUCCUCCCCUACUCCGUCGUCCUCAUCGUUUUCCAUGGAUUCACUGUUCAGCCCAUCUCUGGACAUCUUCAAGAGCAGCGUCAUAUCAGCGGGGAAGGGCGUGGCCGAGAAGGCGAGCCGCUUCUACUCUCGUCUGUCCUCCCAGACGUCAUUUACACAGGAAACAAACUGUGACUGGAUCAGUGUUUCCUCACUGACCUCAGGGGAGGCCGACUGCUCCUCGCUGCUUGAUAACGACCCGUGUCUGGACCCGGAUGGCUUCGUCUCUCCCCAUCACGGCAGCGUCUCCCGACUCAGGAGGAGCCCGGUUGUGGGUCACACCAACCUGGGCAGCCCCAGCAACCCCGACAGAGUGUUCAGACACAACUCCUUUUCUGGUGGUCUGGCACUUCCUUCUAAAAUACCUCGCACUCCUGAUUCCUCCCCCGACGCCAGCCGCUUCCAACCCACUCCCAACUACAGCAUGGAGGUGCUGAUGUCCAGCUCCUCACUUUGCAAGACGUGCGACUGUCUGGUGUAUGAUGAGGAGAUAAUGGCCGGCUGGACAGGCAACGACUCCAAUCUCAACAGCAGCUGUCCCUUUUGCGGCACAGCCUUCCUGCCCUUCCUCAAUGUGGAAAUCAAAGACCUGAGACUACAGAGCAGAUCCCGUCUGUCUCCCCUCGGGUCUUCUAGAAAAAGUCACCUUGUUACAGAGGAGAUCACGUCGCCAUCUCUCAGUCCGGGGGGAAAAAUGUCCGCGACGGACCGCACAGCUCCGUCACCUGAGGACGCCGGGCCAGCCGAGGUGACGGUGCCCUACUUGAGCCCCUUGGUUUUGUGGAAGGAGAUGGAGAGCCUGCUGGUAAACGAGGGCGACGAAGCCAUCUCCUCCCCGACUGUUGUUGACCAACACCCGAUCGUCUUCUGGAACCUCGUGUGGUACUUCAGAAGGCUGGAGCUGCCGAGUAACCUGCCAGCUCUUAUCCUGGCCUCUCAGCACUGUAGCCACGGAGACCAGACUCCUCAGAGCGUUUCUUCAGAGGACAGUAAGCAGGUGCUUGUGAGGAUUAUGUGGGACAACCUGAAGUUGCAUAAAGACAAAGACCAACCCUGCUAUGUCUUGUGGAACACGCAUUGUGCAACUUCCCUGGUGCGCUCUGGGUUGUGUGAAGAAGGCCAGCUCUUCACUGUGGAGCUACUGCAGGGUUUUGUGAGGAGCAUUAAGAAAAGUGAUGUUUAUCAGCCCAUGAGCCAGAUCAUCCAGCUGCUGGGGCCGGAGCUGGGUUUUAAAAGACAAAGGAGCCUCUACAGAGAUUUAUUGUUCCUUGCGCUGGUGGCAUUGGGAAAGAACAACAUUAAUAUCAAUGCUUUCGACCGGGAGUACAAGUUGGCCUAUGAUCGUCUCAACCACGGCCAGGUAAAGCUAACACACAACUGUGACCGGCCCCCUGGGGCGGGGGUCAUGGAAUGCAGAAGGACUUUUGGGGAGCCCAGUCUGUAAAGUGCUUCUCUUCACCAGUCUCAAUAUGUGUGUGUGUUUUUUUUUUUUUAAAUCUAUGGCCACUGUUGCCAGGUUUUUUUGGACUGUUCGUCAGACUCAGGGCCAGCACAGAGCUCUUAAGCACAAAGGGAACAUGACAAUUAAUGUAAAGUAACUGCCAUACGUUUCUUGUAUACUGUUAGUGCUGAAAGGCAUGGAGCGACAUCCUAGUGGUUGCAAAUAUUUAGUAUGACUGAAGUAAAAUGUUUGUACAGUUGUUAUACAUUCUAUUUUAAGACUUUGUUUCUGUUGGAGUUGUGAGUAUGCAAAAGUUAGUGUGUCUUCAUCCUGUUCCCAUGUGGUCCUGGUGACCUUUUAAACAUUUGUGCUUUUAUAAAGUAUUUUGACGAGACAAGUUCUUGCCUUUCAUUGACAUUAGGUAACGGCCCGGCCCAGCUGCCCACGAUUAAGUGACUUUUUAUUUGGCAACUACAGAACUUACUGCACUGUUUAUUAUUUUACAUUACACGCAAUUAAUACAGCAAAGAAGUUCCUCCUCAUCUGCACCCUGUGCAUACAGCAGGGCCAUGCUCCUAUACCGGAUUACACUAAGAUGGUAACUAGUUGAGUUUAGUUUAAUUAUUAAACAUUCUAUUAUUUCUGAAUCAAGCAGGAGGAUCUUCACUAGAGGACAUGCAGAAUGUUUAGUUUAUUCAUUUAUCCUUUUUUGUACAAUGAACCAAAAUAACCCAAAGGGAGGUGUACCUCUAUGACUAAUUGACAGUUCUUUAAGCAAUACCUUUAUUUUUUAAGAUGUAAGUGUUAUAUGGGACCACUGAGCAUAAGUUUAUUUCAAAACAGCAAAAUCAAUCAAAUAGAUUGUGUUGGACACAGGAAAAUGUUUUCUGUUUAAUCAACACAUUUAUUUGAUAAAGAACAGUAAUGAUCUAUAAACAUGUACAGAGUAUGCUAGUAUUUUUAUAUUUUCUUUCAGUCUUCACUGUAUGCCGUAGAUGUUUACACUAUUCGUCAACACUGCAAUGUUUAAUGUGACAUCCAGAGCAAAAAAAGAAAAUACAUUCAUGUCAAAUGGGGGGGAACAAUAGCUCUGACCUGCACUAAUUCAGAAUCCUUUCCAAAAAUGUUUCACCUUGUUAAUAUCGUCUUUCACUUUUAACUGACAGAAACCUGCCCAUGAUCUGUUAGUUGUACUGUAAUGUUGCACCACAGCUUAUUUACUGGACUUGCUCACUAAUUUUCGAUGAUAUGAUGGUGGAUUUGACGGGGAUCUGCACUUGGAAUAACCAACUUUACAAUGUGUAUGUUUGCAAUUGAAUCACCUUGUAAGUUUGUGAUAAAAAAAAAAAGAAAUUCAAUCACCGAAGACCAA